CAAAAAAAAAGACAAAAACACAAUAAAAUUACUUCAACUAUUGAAAAGAGAAAAUAUCAGAAUAAUAUGUAAUUGCUGUAAAAGCUGAUGAUACACUGGGCAACAUUUAGAGCAAUGUUGCCAGGCAACUUUAAGCAACAGGGGCCUCAAGACUGAUCUAAAUGAUCUAGAUAGUAAUCUAUUACCCAUGAAAAGUGCCCAAGCAUCAUUGUUAAAAAAAACAAAACAAAAAAAAAAACACAUCAUAACACUGCUAUGAAUACACAACAUAGCAUUCACACAUGCACACGUCUCCUCUUUUUGUGAACAGGAAAAAGUAAGAUGAAAGCCAAAACAGAAAACUCUCAUAUUUUCAAUGUUGAAGUAGCUAGAGCUGGAAAAAUUCUGACAUCUGCUGGCGAUGAUUAUAUGGCGAGAGUAACAGGGGCUUGCACAACGCUAACAUCUAGUGGUCGUAGAUGUUAUUGCCUCACAAAACUGACAACAGCGUGCAACGAGUGAAAGACCGCUGAGAAGCAGCUAAUAGUAACCUGGUAGCUUGAACUUAACAUGCUUAACAAGCUGCAUGCAUGUUUACGUGAAAUGUCGCCUCAGUGUCUCAUAAGAGCAUUUCAGCCAUAUUGCUGACAGCUGCUAUCAAACUAGACCACUGUGUGCCAUGCUAAAAACAAACAGACAAAAAAACAGCUACAUUUAAUAUGGUUUGCUUAUCAGGCAAUAAGUUGUUAACUGUUUUCCUGCUGGUCUAGCUGCAGGAACCCAACUUGGUCUGUUUAAAGGUCUAGAGAUGGUUUUAACAUACUUUUUAGUCAUUUUUUUUUCUUCAGGAUGCUGGUAGCUCUAAAUCAGGCAUCCCAAAUUAUGGUAAACAAGAAAAAAUGGUUCAGCGGCUGAUUGAAGACUACUGGAGAUGGCGUCUGAGAAAAAGGACACCGUUGAUGUUUUGAAGGAACAGAAUGUACUCCUUCGAAUCCGCAAUCUUCGAUCUGUGAGUUCCGCUCUGGAAUCCAUUGGGAAGACAUACAUCCAUACGAAGCAGUCUCAUCCCAUUAUAACCUCUGUGUGUGAGAUGUAUGAGAAGGGUGUAAGUACGGCUGGCAGCUUGGCUGUAUGGAGCAUUCAGCCUGCCCUCCAUGUGCUGGAGCCUCAGCUUGUAGCAGCCAACUCAUUGGCCUGCAGAGGACUGGACCACCUGGAGGAGAAGGUUCCAGCCUUGCAGUAUCCACCUGAAGAGCUAACAGCAAGCAUCAAGGAGCUGGUGUCAUCAACUUUGGAAACUGCCAAAGAUAGUGUUUCCUGUCCAAUCAGACAGACCUCUAAUGUUGUAUUGGACAAGGUAUCUACUUGGUACCAGCAGAGUAAGAAUGCCUUAAGUGACGGCAUAUGUUAUGUUUUUAACAGCAAGCUUGUCUGCCUGGCUGAGCAGAGAGCUGACAGGGCUCUAAGUCUGAUGGAGAACCUAGUCGACUUCGUACUUCCUGCAUCUUCAACUGAGACAGAGGAUGAUGGGAGUAUGGGAGAGCAGGACCCUGAUGUUGGAACCUCUGGCCCAAAACCCAGCUUCAGCAGGCUGGGAGCACUGGCCGGCACCAUUUGCAGACGGGCAUUUGAGAAGACAGCUGCACAACUACAGCGCUCUAAACGUCAAGGUCAGGCACUGGUCACACAGAUCCCUGGCGUGAGUCCCCUGAGUAAUGGACUGCCGAGGCUGGUCAGUGGAUUAGGGCAGCAGUUAUUGAAGAUCUAUGAGUCUGUGGUGGCUAAUGUGAAAAAACCCCAUCAAACCAGCUUCAACCUGGCUAAGGAUGGAGUCAGCCUUGUCCUGCGGUCCUUUGGCAUAGUCAGGGAGAGAGCACUGCACAACCUUUCUUAUUAUGGGCUGAUUCCUAGGCGAUCUUCCAAGCCAGAAGGAGGAUCCCAAAAGGCGGAAAACGAUAGAUCAAAAGAAUGUUUGAGUUGCACUCUGGUGCUGGAGACUACUGUAGGAGACCACAUGCACAGUCCCAGUGGCAGUCCUCAAAAGCAGCCCCUUAAGGUUACAGAGCUCAAGGAGAUAUCAGAGGAGACCCGUCAACUGAAGAAGAAGGUCAUGAAACAGAUUCCUAUACAGCAGAAAGUAGUUCUUGGUGGCAGCAACAAGAAAGUAUCCAACCACAGAUCCCAGAGGAAGAGUCUGACAGAUUGCACCCAGAUCUACUCCUCCUCAUCUUCUUACAUUCGUACAGUGCAAAACAGCAGAAAUGCCUCCCCUACUGCAGAAUGACAAUAGAAGAACAGUCAGAGUGGGAUGCGGGUUUCAUUAUUUAUCCUGCAUAUCCGUCAUGUUCAUUUAAAGCAUUAUGCAAAGCUGUCAUGGGUCAUGAUUUCUAAAGUGCUGGCAGAGAUUCCGCAAUCGGUGACCUACAUAUAGCUAUGCAUUUGAGGCUCUGGAUCGUGUUUUUCCAUUUUAUUUCCCAUUAUAAAGUUAUUAAGUUAAUUUGCUGCCUGAAAAACAUUAUCUUAUCACUGUUAAAAACAGUUGCGCUGCUAAAAGGAAUAGUUCACAAAAAAAAUGAAGAUUCUGGCUGUUCUGGGUCACCACUGACUUCCGCACUAUUUUUUUUCCUGCUAUGGAAGUAAAUGGUGACCAGAACCAUCUGGUUACAAACUUUUUUCAAGAUGUAUUCCUUUGUGUACGGCAGAACAAACAGAUUAAUACAGAUUUGGAACAACUUGAAGGUGAGUGAUGACAGAAGUUUCAUUUUUGGGUGAACUAUUCCUUUAAUAUUUUUCUGAAAACAGUGAUGCAUUGUUUUCAGUAUUCCUUGAUAAAUAUAAAGUUCAAAAGAACAUCAUCACCAGUGUUUAUUUGAAACCAAUAUUUUGUAACAUUAUAAAUGUCUUUACCAUCGUUAUAGAAUCAAUUUAAUGCAUCCUAGCAAAAUAAAAAUGAUUUACUUUAAAAACCCUACUGACCCCAAACUUUUGAUCACUAGUGU
Molecule: messenger RNA, 2978 nt
Organism: Puntigrus tetrazona (Sumatra barb)
Lineage: Eukaryota; Metazoa; Chordata; Actinopteri; Cypriniformes; Cyprinidae
Gene: plin1
Product: perilipin 1
Exons: 8
Coding region: 911-2263 (450 amino acids)
Biological process (GO): lipid metabolic process
Cellular component (GO): lipid droplet
Source: RefSeq, a predicted model, not a curated record